Orbicella faveolata is the source of this 4061-nucleotide messenger RNA. RefSeq lists its product as uncharacterized. Gene Ontology annotation, biological process: calcium ion import across plasma membrane. Gene Ontology annotation, cellular component: plasma membrane. The record is from RefSeq and is a predicted model, not a curated record. Lineage: Eukaryota; Metazoa; Cnidaria; Anthozoa; Scleractinia; Merulinidae. Gene Ontology annotation, molecular function: calcium channel activity; protein binding.
UGCGUGAUUGCUAUUAUAGCUCAUUACGCAUGAUCAUUGCUCACAGCUUGAGCUUGGGCAACCUGCGCAAGCUAAUUAUUUACGACAUUACGACACCGUAGUGAAUGUGCAGUGACCUGAAAUGAAAACGAUUACUUCAUCCGAAUCAGCAGAUUAAGAAGAGGCCACAUCACUGUCAUCUUAUACAGGUACAAAUUGUCAUUAUAAGCAUUAUAUUUAUAUAAGAUCAGGGAAAUCCACUGAAGUUUGUAAAACUUUGUCUGUCUGUUUUAAAAAAGGUUCUCAUUAAAUGACAGCAUUGUUUUGACCUGAUUUGCAUCUGGAGUGUUUGUUUCUUUUCCCUAGGGAGACAACGAACAAGCAAUUAGGCCGUAACGACCGGUCGAGCAACAAAAACAUGGUCUAAUAGAUUUGUUCCUAUCAUCAUCACGAGAUAUUGUCUCCUGCAAUGAAGAAGACAGCGAAGGAAGGUGUAAAACGGGGAAAGAACAGGGCUCCUCAUAAGAAAGUAGCGCCCGCUGCUGCAAUAACAAACGAGAAAAACUGUACGCCGGCGGACGUGGUCGUUAGUCAGAAAGCGUUACGUACCACAGCAAACAGGUUUGACAAAGAGCAAGAUGUCACAGCGAAAAAGAUCGCCAAUGGACGACUUCCUCCAUUAGUGCCUCCUGUUAAAAUAUUACCACAAAAGAAUAACGACAUUGAACUUAACGAACGCCAGAAUGCCAAGAAAAACCAUAAGCUUGUUGACACGCCAGAAGUUGAAUCAGGGAAACUUCCCAUUUUUGAUGAAACUCCUUCGCGAACAUCGAGUCCAGCGACGAGGAGAAGGGACGCAAAUAUGACUAACUAUGAGAGAAUGCUACAACGGGAGAAGAACAGAGGCAGAAAGAUAAGUGCUGGAACUAAUUACAACAUACUUCAAAGCGAAACAGAGGAUCAAGAUGGUCAAUCAGUUGAAGGAUCGACUCUGGUUGUUGCGGACGAAACCCAAAUUAAUCGGUCGAAUCUGUCGAAUGCUUCGUUACGAAGUCGUUCUUCAGCGAAGCACGACCCGAACUAUGCUUUACUGCAGUAUUUCGCUAAGCUCUCUAGCUCUGCUGAUGUGGACGAUUCCUUGGACUUAGAGCAUGUUCAAUCUCUGUUACGUGAAGGGGCUUCCGUGAACACGUGUGACCGAUUCGGUCAAACACUGCUCCACGAAGUGUCGAAGACUUGGGGAACAGAUGUCGCUCAGUUUUUUAUUGACCAAGGAGCUGACAUGAACAAAGCGGAUGAUUAUGGCCGAACACCGCUGCACGUGGCUGCCUCAGCUGAUUAUUCAGAGAUGGUCAGGUUUCUUAUUGAUCAUGGUGCCAAUGUUCACGUGACUUCUGCGGGUGAGGGCCAGACUCCGCUGCACUAUGCCGCAAAGAAUGAAGCUGUUCAGUGUGUGAAGAUUCUGCUGGCGUCUGGCGCUGAUAUCGAUGCCAGAGACUUCAAACUUCGAAGUCCUUUACAGGUCGCCGCAGAGCACAACAGUGCCGAGGCAACAAGGGUACUUUUGGACGGAGGAGCCUCGGCUGGCGUAAAAGACAACAGUGGAAUGUCUGCACUUGCCCUUCUUAUUUCCAAGAUGCCUGUUGUGGCUUACAAAGCUCUUGAUCAGUUCCAUUCAGUUGACAGAAUUCAUCGUAAACAAAAUUUUUAUCUGAAUUUCUUGGAAACCGACGACGGCAAAACUUCCGCUCCCUCACCCUUACAAGCUGCCUCUCAAUCAAACUGUCUGGAACUUAUAAUGCAUCCGAUCUUCCAACGCCUCAUUGAUGUAAAAUGGAGAUAUUUUCGACUUGAAGCAUGGCUAGAUAUUCUUCCCAACGUGUUGAUGGCCAUUUUUUACACCAUCUUGGCAUGCUCCGUCCCUCAAGAAGUAAACAAGUUUUAUUCACCUCUUACUAAAAAUUGGUGGAAGAUAGUAAUCGAAGUUGUGUUUGUUGUUAUAACAUUCAAUGAAAUCAGAAACGAGGUGAAGGAAUACUACCGAUCCAAAAAACAAUCCAGUAAAUUCAUAAAAUGGAGAAAGAAAGAGGUGGAACGUGAUUUGGCAUUUUGCCACCCGCGUUGGCCUCAAGAAAGAACGUUCGUCGAACAAGAGAUGCGGCGGAUUAAACUGGACAAAGAGAAUAAGCGGACUUAUUUCUCAGACGCAUGGAACUAUAUCGACUGGAUCACCUAUGCCAUGCUGAUGGUAGUUAUUAUUCUCCACAUGAUAAACCUGUGGGUCGAUGAUAAUCUGUACAAUGAUGUCUUCGUUCGCAUUUUGUCAUGCACAGUGAUUCCUGUCUGGCUUCGUUUGCUCAAGUAUGCCCGGCCCUUCCCCAGUCAGGGACCCUUUGUCGUGAUGCUCGACCAUAUCAUUUUAGAUAGUGCAAAGUGGUUGUUUGUGAUUUCGAUGUUCUACAUUCCUUACGCGGCUGCAUUUUGGAUCAUGUUCGGUCCACAGUCACAAAUCCCGGUGAAGGGAUACAACAGCACAACAAGCUUAAUUUACACGAUGAUCCGUAUUCCCUUGCUAGAUGACUAUAAUUUUACGGGCUUGGAAAAAGCUGCCCCUUACAUGUCACGUUUUCUUUGUGGUUCUUUCAUCAUCAUUGCUGCUAUUGUUUUAAUGAAUCUUUACAUUGCGCUUUUGUCGAACACGUUCCAGCGGGUUUACGACAACGCGCGAGCCACUGCUGCCAUACAGCGGGCUCGGCUUCUUCAAGAUUUGGAGCUGGACGCGUCAGCGACGAAACGGAGGCGCUAUAGAGAGUACAUAAGUACGAACUACAGUCCCGAGGAAACUGACUAUAUCGCAGUGCUCUCAGAAGAAGAAGAACAAACCCGAAAACAGGGCGAAAAGGUUUCUGAAAUUCACAACAUUGUCACCAAGCGCUUUGGCGGCAAGAAGUUUGGCAAACUUGAACGAAGUGAAUUUGAUUCGGUGUUGGAUGAUUUGGACAUGCUCAAACGAUCUCACGGAGAGUUGAAACGUUCUCUUUCUUUGUUAACUUCAAACCUGGAAGAACUGACCAGGACAACUUCGUUAAUCUUAGAAGAUCGCGAGCGCGUCGGUCAGGAGCGAUACCACGACGGGCAAGAGGAGAUUUUGAAGCGCCUAAACUGGACAGUUUCAAGAUUAGAAUCCGUGUACGCUAUCGACAACGGCUUAAAUCCUGGUCAACCAUUACGAAACCAUAAGGCGAACCAAACAGGACAGUAGCAGAAUCAAUAUGCCUGACAACACAGACUAGAGCUGGGUACCAAUGAUCAUAUGUAGUCACAUCGGCAUUCUUAUUCAACUACAAAAAUAUGAAAAACCAUUAUUAAAAUUUUUCGAGUUCAGCUUCUCAUUAUUAAUUUCGGCGAUUAAUUUCAACUUCUUCAGAAUUACUAUCUAAGUUAAAUUUUAGGUGCCUUAUUUUUUCGAAGAAAUAGUACAGUAUGAUGAAGUCUGUAUGAUGUCAACUUCGACAGAGUCCAUUAUUUUUAUUUAUUAUUUAUUUUAAUCUUAAAUCAGUUGAUUUAUCUCAGUCCGCCAGAGGUUUUAGGUAUACUGAGGGCCAAGGGUUUCCAAUUGUAGCUUAUUGUCCUUGACAGCGAAGUACAGAAUAGUUUAAGUUUUGGGUUUUACGGUACAUAGUACGUAGUGAAAUGAUGACAUCGUAUUUGCCCCAGCAUCAAAAAUCGACGUAGUUGGGGAACGCGAUGAUAGUAUUACAAUACUUUAUUAAGGAAUGAAAAGAAAAACGCUUUGUUACAAAAUUUCUCUUAAUCUAUUUAAACUAGAAAGUGGGAUAUGUUCAGUACAACCUUAGAAGACAGAUGUCUCUUUUCAUAGGCCCAUUACCCAUUUCCCUUUCCCGCUAGCGAGACGUUUGAGUGAGAUUUGACCCAAAUUCAUAUAAUGAUGAUAUAGCUCUGUGGCUAUCUGCGUGGGUCGCUCUAUUGGCUGUAAAUCGUUGCGCACGAAAAUUGGGGAGCAGGGAUAGCGCAGUGGUGAGAGCGCUCGCCUCCCAACAAUGUGGCCCGGGUUCGAUUCC